CCCCUCGUCAUCCGGGUCCCGGACGAGCGGGCGCCCUGCGCUUGUCCCGCGGCCGGGCUGCUAAUAAAGUUGCGGCGCGUGCACAGCGCAGCGACGGCGUGAGGAGAGCGCGCCCGGGCGGCAAGGAGGUGAUUAUAGGUGCCUGUGGAGGAGGACAAAAGAGGCUGUUAUAUCUUCUGGAGCUGGAGUAGUGUGCAGGUGUUUUUGAACCACCUGAUUUCAGGCGUUGGGAUCCUCUCAAGAACAACCUUGAGCCAUCUUUAAUCCCUGAGCCAUCUCUCCCACCCCAAGAUGCCUAUGAAGAAUUUUGGAAAAAAAUGCACUUGUACCAAUGAAAGAAGCAUAUGGCACCUGUGAAAUUAAAUGCACUCCCCAUCCUCCACUCGGACCUUCUGCUUGAGACCUGCAUGUGACUUUUCACCUGCGAGCUACACUUUUUGUAUCUACUGACUUUGAUUACAGGAAAGUCUCUGAAGAUUCGUAUCAAAUGACGUCAAUGGCCAGCUUGUUUUCUUUCACUAGUCCAGCUGUGAAGCGAUUGUUGGGCUGGAAACAAGGUGAUGAAGAAGAAAAAUGGGCAGAAAAGGCAGUCGAUGCUUUAGUGAAAAAACUAAAGAAGAAGAAGGGUGCCAUGGAGGAGUUGGAGAAAGCUUUGAGUAGCCCGGGACAGCCAAGCAAGUGUGUCACUAUCCCCAGGUCCUUGGAUGGACGCCUGCAGGUUUCUCACAGGAAAGGCUUACCCCAUGUUAUAUACUGUCGCGUCUGGCGCUGGCCAGAUUUGCAGAGCCAUCAUGAGCUAAAGCCAUUGGAGAUCUGUGAAUUUCCUUUUGGGUCUAAGCAAAAGGAAGUUUGUAUCAACCCAUACCACUAUAAGAGAGUGGAAAGUCCAGUCUUACCUCCAGUGUUAGUGCCUCGUCACAAUGAAUUCAAUCCACAGCACAGCCUUCUGGUUCAGUUCAGGAACCUGAGCCACAAUGAACCGCACAUGCCACAGAACGCCACGUUUCCAGACUCUUUCCAUCAGCCCAACAAUACUCCUUUCCCCUUAUCUCCUAACAGCCCUUACCCUCCUUCCCCUGCUAGCAGCACAUACCCCAACUCCCCAGCAAGUUCUGGACCAGGAAGUCCAUUUCAACUCCCAGCUGACACACCUCCUCCUGCCUAUAUGCCACCUGAUGAUCAGAUGGGUCAAGAUAAUUCCCAGCCUAUGGAUACAAGCAAUAACAUGAUUCCUCAGAUCAUGCCCAGCAUAUCCAGCAGAGAUGUUCAGCCUGUUGCCUAUGAAGAGCCCAAACACUGGUGUUCAAUUGUCUACUAUGAACUAAACAACCGUGUUGGGGAAGCUUUUCAUGCAUCAUCUACUAGCGUGUUAGUAGAUGGAUUCACAGACCCUUCAAAUAACAAGAGUAGAUUCUGCUUGGGGUUGUUGUCAAAUGUUAAUCGCAAUUCAACUAUUGAGAACACUAGGCGACAUAUUGGAAAAGGUGUUCAUCUGUACUACGUUGGUGGGGAGGUGUAUGCCGAAUGUCUUAGUGACAGCAGCAUCUUUGUUCAGAGUAGGAACUGCAACUUUCACCAUGGCUUCCAUCCUACCACUGUCUGUAAGAUUCCCAGCAGCUGUAGCCUCAAAAUUUUUAACAAUCAGGAGUUUGCUCAGCUUCUGGCUCAGUCCGUCAACCAUGGGUUUGAGGCCGUGUAUGAACUCACCAAGAUGUGCACCAUUCGAAUGAGUUUUGUCAAGGGCUGGGGAGCGGAGUACCAUCGGCAGGAUGUUACCAGUACUCCAUGCUGGAUUGAGAUUCACCUCCAUGGGCCUCUUCAGUGGCUGGAUAAAGUCCUUACUCAGAUGGGCUCUCCGCUGAACCCUAUUUCUUCUGUUUCAUAGUGCAGAAGUAUUCUUUUCAACUAUAUUUUUAGUGGACUUGUUUUAAUUUUAGAGGAAUUUCCAGUACAGAUACUGUGAGCUCACAUGGAAAAACAGAUAUUGUGGCUUAUUUUUUCUACAUAAUUGUGACCAAUACAUUUGUAUUUUAUGAUGAAUUUACAUUUGUUUGUAUUCAUGUUCAUUGUGAUUAACUUUCAAAGUAUUGUAAACGGUGUAGAGUGUUUUGCCCCCGUUAAGAAGUCUAGCAUUGAUCUUUAACUGGAACAUGCUUUUGCUUGUGUCCCAACAGUUUUUAAUUUGUUAAUUUUUUAAAGAGUAGUGCAUCACAUAAUGAAAAUGUACCCUGUAAGAGGGCACAUAUUGUGAAAAGUACUAGGUGACACUCUUCUGGUAAUUGCUUUGUCCUACCACCUUUGCAAAAGCAUACUACAUUGUUUUGCAAAAACAUAUGGUAGAGACUCAAAGGAGACUAUUGAAUCUCUUAUUUGAAGGACACUGCACUUCUAAUGUGGUGUUCAGUGAAAACAAGAUGGUAGAUUUUAGAUGCCAUACAUUUACAUUUAGUAUAGCUAAGUGUUUGUCGGUGUAAUGUGACUUCAUGCUAUAUAUCUUUUGUAAAACAUUUCCUUUUUAAGAAUCUCUAGUAUAUGUCAUUUACUCAAAUUUGUCAUAAGUUCUACUUAACAGUUACAGUGUGUGCACGGCCUUGUUCAGCUGUGUUUGCUGCUUUGGGCCAAUGUUUCAAGAACUCUAAUUUUAAUGUGUAUCAGUCUUAUCAUUUUGCACUUUUAUGGUUAACGGUUUUUAGUGUAACCUCUGGUAAAACAUAGUCAGGUGGUCUGCUCUUAGAUUUUUCCCUUUACCUUCUUGGCACUCCUUUGUAUCAACACUACCAUUUAGAGAUUACAGUUGUAGGCUGUGGUGCAUUUUCUAGCUUUUAAUUUUCAAUUUAGUUUAUAAAAUUGUUAUUCUAUAGCUCCAGCUGAGGUGCCUGAUAAUACCUACAAUUUCCCGAGUAUUAUUAAUGUUGGAUGAUUAUGUACUUAAUACCAUUGCUCUUAUACCAGGCUUCUCAUACAAGGACCUAUGCAAUGUAACCAUCAGAGGCUCUUUGGUUGGGUUCCAACAGCGCGGCUGCUGGUGUGAUGAUAAAUGGAACAUCAGUGUGGGUUGGGAUAGCUCGUUUCACUUGUCAUUUAACAAAGACUUGUCUCUUGGCAUCAAUGCUCUUGCCUUUUUCUUUUUAUCCCUUUAGAACCUACAAGAAUGCUAGUCUCCAGAACACCAUCUUUUAAGAGAAAGGAUGUGAACACUCUUAGGACAACUGUUUAGUUCACUGUGCCUUUGGCCUUAGGACUUGUAACCACUAACCACUUUCUAGGGAGCAGUAAGAUUGACCUGAUGGCCUUGAGAAUGAAGACACUACUUUGAUAAAGAAAAAAAUGGCCUACUUUUCUUACCAGAGUAAGAAGCUUUAUUUUCUGGUGCCUUUUGAAGAUAUACAGAUCCACUUUGUCCUUCUGCUGAAAGUAUCACUUUGGUUUG
Acomys russatus (golden spiny mouse) is the source of this 3430-nucleotide messenger RNA. RefSeq names its product SMAD family member 5 (gene Smad5). NCBI's taxonomy places the organism in Eukaryota, Metazoa, Chordata, Mammalia, Rodentia, Muridae. Gene Ontology annotation, biological process: anatomical structure morphogenesis; regulation of transcription by RNA polymerase II; SMAD protein signal transduction. Gene Ontology annotation, cellular component: heteromeric SMAD protein complex. Gene Ontology annotation, molecular function: RNA polymerase II cis-regulatory region sequence-specific DNA binding; I-SMAD binding; DNA-binding transcription factor activity, RNA polymerase II-specific. The coding region runs from base 488 to 1885 and encodes 465 amino acids. The transcript has 8 exons. The record is from RefSeq and is a predicted model, not a curated record.